AAAGUAUUUGAUUCAGUUGCGGUUCAGCCUUUCAAGCGACUGGUUAUUUGUGCGCACCCUAAGUUCGGUAGAAUCACUAAAAUGGCCAAGGAUAAUCUUACAGCUGUGCUGCAUGGCAUUGAGGAUAUGCGAUUGGAACAACGUCCCAUUCCAGAGAUAGCCGAUGAUGAGGUUCUGCUGGCCAUGGACAGUGUCGGCAUUUGCGGCUCUGAUGUGCACUACCUUGCCCACGGACGAAUUGGUGAUUUUGUGUUGACCAAGCCGAUGGUUAUUGGCCAUGAAUCCGCUGGAGUGGUGACCAAGCUGGGCAAGAAGGUGACCACCUUGAAGGUUGGCGACCGUGUGGCCAUCGAGCCUGGAGUACCUUGCCGCUACUGCGCCCACUGCAAAGAGGGCAAGUACAACCUUUGUCCCGGAAUGGUCUUCUGUGCCACGCCCCCCUACGACGGCAACCUCACCCGCUACUACAAGCACCCAGCGGACUUUUGCUUCAAGCUGCCCGACCACGUCACCAUGGAGGAAGGCGCCCUGCUCGAGCCUCUGUCCGUGGGCGUGCAUGCCUGCAAGCGGGCGGAGGUCACACUGGGCUCCAAGGUGCUCAUCCUGGGAGCAGGACCCAUCGGCCUGGUCACUCUAAUGAUCCUGAUCACGGAUCUGCUGCAGGAGCGCCUUGACGUUGCCAAGGAGCUGGGCGCCACCCACACGCUUCUGCUGAAGCGGGACCAAACCGCCGAGGAGACGGCGGAGCUUGUCCGCCAAAAGAUGGGCGGGCAGCCGGACAAAGCGGUCGACUGCUGUGGUGCGGAAAGCAGUGCCCGUCUGGCCAUCUUUGCCACUCGUUCCGGAGGAAUUGUUGUGGUGGUGGGCAUGGGAGCUGCUGAGGUCAAGCUGCCUCUGAUCAAUGCCCUGGCCCGUGAAGUGGAUAUCCGUGGAGUCUUCCGCUACUGCAACGACUAUGCCGCUGCGCUGGCCUUCGUAGCAUCUGGAAAGGUGAACGUAAAGCGACUGGUGACCCAUCAUUUUGACAUUAAGGAAACGGCAAAGGCGUUCGAGACCUCGCGAAAGGGACUGGGUGGCGCCAUCAAGGUGAUGAUCCACGUGCAGCCCAGGGAUACCAACAAUCCUCGAAAAUUCUAAAAACAUGUAUAAGCCGACAAAUAUAUAUAGCAUAGAAAACACAGUA
This is a messenger RNA of Drosophila biarmipes, 1183 nucleotides long. RefSeq names its product sorbitol dehydrogenase (gene Sodh1). The transcript is spliced from 6 exons. Lineage: Eukaryota; Metazoa; Arthropoda; Insecta; Diptera; Drosophilidae. Gene Ontology annotation, biological process: D-sorbitol catabolic process. The record is from RefSeq and is a predicted model, not a curated record. Gene Ontology annotation, molecular function: zinc ion binding; L-iditol 2-dehydrogenase (NAD+) activity. The coding region runs from base 82 to 1137 and encodes 351 amino acids.